UCAGCUUCUCAAACCAGCAGCCGAAUAGAAGUACGCUGAAGCUGAACGGCUGCAAUGAAUCCCGUGUCUUCUCGGCAACUCCGCGCUUUAUUAGCUGCAUCUAACCAGUCGAAGGCCAACACAUUAUAAAUAAUAAUAAUAAAUAAAUAUCUAGAUUUAUCUUCCUCCUAAGAGCCCGUCGAGCUUCCACACGCUUUCUGUCAUCAACAAACAACUGAAGAUUCGAACCUUGUGAAAGUUAAAGGUUCUUCAAUCUCUCUUUCCAAACUUUUCUUUUCAGAUCGGAAAUACCAAGUGGAAUUGGAUCACUUGCACUGGGGCUUUUGCUGCUCAUAAUCAUUUGGUUUUAAAAUGACACAUGUAUAUGAUAAUGAAGCCAGCUCUUCUACUUCUAGUUCUCUGAGCAGUGAUAGAAAUGAUAUGGGGAGUGAUGGAAUCAUUGCAGCUGUUCUUUCAGAGGAGUAUGCUAAUUUAGACAACGCUGUUGCUAGGCGUCUUUCAAGUCUCUCUUCCAUUCCUCAUGUACCACGGACCAAUACAUUCAUUCCAAAUUUUAGUGAGGCCAGCCUAGAUCACCAGAGGCUUCUACAAAGGUUAACUGCUUAUGGUUUAUUUGAAGUGAAGAUCUCCGGUGAUGGCAAUUGUCAGUUUCGGGCAAUCUCUGACCAACUGUAUGGCUCUUCAGAAUACCACAAAAUUGUCCGAAAAGAAGUUGUGAAACAGCUAAAGGAGUUUCGUUCCAUUUAUGAAGGCUAUGUUCCCAUGAAGUACAAACAAUAUUGUAAGAAAAUGUCCAAGUCUGGUGAAUGGGGAGAUCAUGUUACCUUACAGGCGGCUGCUGAUAAGUUUGGGGCCAAAAUUUGUCUACUAACAUCAUUUAGGGAUACAUGUUUUGUUGAAAUUCUUCCACACAAUCAGGCUCCCCGAAGAGAGCUAUGGCUAAGCUUUUGGUCUGAAGUACAUUACAAUUCGCUUUAUGAACUCCAAGAUCUUAAAGUCAAUUACAAGCCAAAGAAGAAACAUUGGUUAUUUUAAAGGUGCGUCUGUAUUUAUUCAAGUUCUCGAGUAUACCUGCUUGCUGUACAUAUUUUUCAUUUUAAUGCACUUGUUUUUUGUAUUUUGAAACCUUGUAUAAUAUUUACAUCAAUUGAUAUUGAAUUUAUGAUA
Phalaenopsis equestris is the source of this 1167-nucleotide messenger RNA. RefSeq names its product OTU domain-containing protein DDB_G0284757. Gene Ontology annotation, biological process: protein deubiquitination. The transcript is spliced from 10 exons. Lineage: Eukaryota; Viridiplantae; Streptophyta; Magnoliopsida; Asparagales; Orchidaceae. The coding region runs from base 352 to 1035 and encodes 227 amino acids. Gene Ontology annotation, molecular function: cysteine-type deubiquitinase activity. The record is from RefSeq and is a predicted model, not a curated record.